GAGCGUUGUACCGUAGCUUCUUCCUCGCAAGGUUCGSAGCAACGGCAAACUGUGCGGCUGCAAAGAGAUUUCAGUUAACGCAGAUAUUUCGAGACAUAACGACCGUAGAACGCGACGGCAGAACGCGUUUCAUACGAAGCACAAAAAUAAUUUUUUUUUUUUUUUUUUGGAAAUACUAGAAGGCAUAAAAGCAAAGAUAGUGCAAAGCAUUGACUGUGCAAUUGAUCUCAACAACGUGAAGACAGCAAAUACUAGAAAUUAUUAGAGACGUGUAAAAAAUACUAAAUGUGAAUAAAGAACAGUGCAGAAGAACUGAGAUUUUGCGAUUUACAUAAAAAGCGCUUGUGAUAAAAACAAAAACAAAACAUAAAAACUAAGAAACACUUUCUUACCGAAUCAAAAGACUUGAAAACACUUCAAAAAUCGAAACCAACUUGUACACAAUAGUUAGCAAUGGAUAUUGAUUACCUCGCUUACCUGGAGACCUUUUGGGCCUAUUUCCCCUACCUCUUCUACAGCUUCGUCUUCCUCACGCUCAUACCGAAAUCGCUGCGCCGCAUCAAAACUUUCGCCGACGCCGACUACGAAGCCAAUCGUCACAAAUACCAUCGCUGCUAUGCGCCGGACAUCUGCUGUCACACAAUGGGCGAAGCGCUGCCCAAGCCGAAGCCACGCAAAGCCGUAACACGCGUCUACCCGAAACGACACAGCACGGCGGGCACCACCAACACCGAAGCAUACUACRGCGGCAAACAGGACGCGACGCCGUCUCCAACAGUCAAUCACAUAAAAAGACAAGUAGAACCGGCAUCCAUACAAACCAACACGCAUGUCAAUCAAAUUGCGAAAAUGUUCGAGAAUGUGCCAACGGUGACGGUGUCACCCGCGCUGUUGGGCAAGAAAAUCAACCGCGUCACACCAACUAUACAAUCGCUGGAUGAAUCCACCAGCGCCAUUGAGGACGUCACGCAUGCAUCGCCACCAACGCCAAAGUCAAYGCUGAAUGUAUCGCGCCUAUCGCAGCUCCUCUCACAGGAGCAACUGGAGAAUUCGCUGAGUUUGUUGCAAGAGACAAACACGGAUGAAGAACAGAAUUGCUGGCGUGACUCACCGCCACGACGCACGAAACGUCGCGCCGAUGCGCCCUCCUCAUUACAUUACAACGGCGCCGGCACAUCGACAACGCCAUCGACCGCCUCGCCAGUCGCCUCAUCACCACCCUCCGACUCGCCGCCAUUAUCCGUCUCGCCGCUCGCCUCAUCGCCGGUGCUCUUCCGUCCGCAAUUGAGUAUGAAAUCCAGUUUGGAGGAUAUUUUCGCCGCCAUCGCGCGCAACGCCGAGAAAACUGAGAAUUUCAUCUACGCCGGCUGCAAGUCACUGUCGCCCGUCACCUCCAUCGAUGACAUACUGUCGCAGCGUCGCCUGUCGCGUCCGCUCUCGGCGUACUCGAUCAGCGAUCUGUUGAAUGAGGAGAGCAACAGCACAGCCAUGGAUGAGGCGCGCGUGGAGAAUUUUCUGUCAGUGCUGAACAAAACUUGAACGCGGCGCAAGCGCUAGUGCAAGUGCAUGCGCGGCAGCGUCAGCGCGCAACAGUUGGCGCGUUCACCAUAUGCGCACUUGUAUUUGUAAAAGUGUGCGUGUAUAUACGUAUUGAAGUAUAUUUGGUGUGUUUGGGGCUGUGAAGUAGUUUAUGAAAUCAAGGAUGGGUGUGUACUUUUAGUUAGCAUGUGCUUGCUUUCCGCUCCUACGCAUGCAUUUCUGUGUGUGUGUGUGUGUGUGUGUGUGUGUGUGUGUAGCUCACUGUAAUAUAAAUCGUAUGUGCAUUAGCCUUAAGUUAUAUAGCGUUGUAAAAGUUGACAGCCAGCGCCUAGUAGUCGCUUCGCAGUGAAAUGUCAAAGUGCCAUGCAAGCAACGCCUCAGCAACAACAACAACAAAAAGUGAAUAAAAAACAGCAAAAGCUGCCGCUUCGCACAUAUUUGUAUAGUUUGAGAUAUGUGUGUCGCAAGCGCGCGCCUGUCUGACAAGCGCUCCGGCGCGCAGUUGCAGCUGCAGCUGUGCCAGCGAUGAGUCAGCGYGGCCAAAGCGCACGUCAGUCACAAGUCAGCGCCAAGUUUGCGGAAUUCGAAAAUGAAAGAAGUUUCAAAAGAAAAAAAUACAUAAAAAAAAGUAUUCUUCUUUAAUAUUUUUCUAUGCAAUGCGCUUAGUUGUUGUUGUUGUUGUAAAAUGUGUGCAGCGUCCAGUCGGAAACAAAACUGUGAAUAUCCAAUUAAUUUUUAUGACUUUAUUAUUGUGUAACGCUUUGUACGCGCAUAAAUUGUAAUUCUUAUUGCUCACACUGCGGUUACACGACUAUUUAAAUGAUUACAGUUACAUGUUGCAGUACACGUAUGUAUGUGUGUAUGACAUAUUUGCAAGUAUAUAGAGACAAACACAUACAUAUAUAUACUGACUUCAAUUGCUGCACAAAUAAUUUCAAAUCACAAAGCAAAGCAAAAUACAGAAAAGAAAAAAUAAAAUAUCCAACAACAGCAAUUGAGCAGUUAUUUACUCGUAACUACUUGACUAGUAAGCCACUAAAUGCAGGCAGCAAAUCUUUUGCUUGUCUCAAGUCUUAUCUAACUAUAAUUAUCUGUCAAUUUAAAUCAUUAAACUGUAGUCCAACUAAUGUCUUGUCAUUACUUUUGCUUUAGCCUCGCUUACGCUCGUGUAAGCCACGCUAAGCGUGAAUUUAAAUAAAUAUGCUUAUUAAAAUUGUAUUUGUUGUAAAUGUUUGAGUAUGAGCUGUACUUAUUAUGUAAUAUUUAUAUUAUGAAUUAUGCAAAUAGCUGAACUAUCUAUUAAAAUACAUAUGUACAUCUUUACAAAUAGAUUGAAUGGCGGCGAUUACAUUGCAGUUGUGACGCCUCUUUAUUGCUAGUUUUGUACACGUACAUAUGUAUGUAUGUAUUUAUAUACUUUAUUUUAAACGAAACUUUAAUGCCAGUAUCUCACGAACGACUAAUACAACUGUAUGUAUAACGCUAACGAUUGUAUAUAUUAAUUUUUUAAGUAUUAACAAAUUUAUGAAGUGUAAAUAAAUGAAAAAUAAAUCGAA
Bactrocera latifrons is the source of this 3095-nucleotide messenger RNA. RefSeq lists its product as uncharacterized. The coding region runs from base 454 to 1539 and encodes 361 amino acids. The record is from RefSeq and is a predicted model, not a curated record. The transcript has 2 exons. Lineage: Eukaryota; Metazoa; Arthropoda; Insecta; Diptera; Tephritidae.